UGUCAAAUUCAAAUUUCAUAAUAAAAGUAACCGUCGCAAACAUUUUAGAUAACAACAAGAGUAACAAUUAUUAUCAAUUAUCAAAUAACAAAAUGAAACAAGAAAUGAGUGAUUUGUUUACAGUUUGCCAAAGUAAUAGUGCAGUACAUCAAAGGAAUUCCAUACUUUUAAAAAAGUUGUAUGAUAAUUCGAACCAUGAAGAAUUUUGGAGUAAUUUAAAAAAUAUAAUAACCCUUAUUUUAAAAAGCGAUCGUGGAAGUCAAUACAUUGAGAAAACAAUAAAAUUUAUUGGUAUAUUUUGUUGUCUGCUUAAACCAAAACAAACAGAGGAGCUAAGCGAGGAUUUUGAGGAACAUAUAUUACUACUGGAAAUUAUAUCAUAUUUGUUAAAGACAUCUGAAGUAAGUGAUGACAACGUUAGGAUUAGGUCGUGCCAAAUUAUUAAUGUCAUUCUAGAUAAUUUGGUUGGAGUAGAAAUCAGUGAAGAACUAUGCGAAAAACUUGAAGAUGUUCUAUUAAAAAGAUUUCAAGAUACUAAGAGUGCUGUCAGGCAACAUGCCGUUAUUACAUUACACAGACUGCAAAAUCCAGCGAAUCCUGAUGAUGUUAUAAUUUCAGAAUUGAUUCAUUUGAUGAAUUCUGAUUGCUAUCCAAAGGUUCGACAACUUUGUGUAGAAAAAAUAGCAGCUCGAAGGGAUGUUGUUUGUCACAUACUAAUGAGAACUCGAGAUGUAGAUCCAAAUGUACGCCUUGCUGCGUUUAAAAGACUGUCAAAAUUCGCAGGUUUUUUGAAGAUUUCUGAGAAGCGUUUGGUUUUACAUAGCGGCUUUCUAGAUAAAUCUGAAAACGUUAAAGAGUAUAUAUCUUCGGGUUUAAUCAAAGCAUGGUUGGAAUUCUAUGAAAAUAAUAUACUUAUAUUUAUGAAGUCCAUAAGAUUGGAUGCCGAUGAAAAAGAUAUUGAAAAUACUGUAGAAUUAUUUGAAAACGUUUUAAAAGUUAUUUUUCGAACCACUUCUCCAGAAAUCCUUUCUUCAACUUUGAUAUUAGACGAGAAAAAGUUGGUGCCGUAUGAUAAACUAAAUUGGGAAAUGGUCAGUUUUUGGAGAAUGUAUGUGCAAUAUUUGAGUAAACGAAAUGACUUUGAAGAAGAAUUAGAAAAAAUUAUACCGGAAUUAAUCUAUUUCUGUAACUACAUAAAAAAAUUUUAUACAGAAAUGCCAAAAGAAGUCACAGUUGAUGAAUUUUUAGAACAACAGUUCAUACUGAAGCAAUUAUUUUUGAUAACAACAACAUACGAUUUUGGAGACGUAACCGCAAGAAAUUGUUUAAAUAAUUUAGUAACAAAUAUUUUAAAAGAUGUGAUAUUCAUAUCAGACGUUAUAGAAACGGUAAUAGGCGCUUUGGAAUAUUCCAUACCCAACAUUGAGCAACGUACUCAAUAUGUUUGCGAAUUAAUUUCUGAAAUUGAGUGCCCUAUGGAUUCUGAUGAAGUUGAAAGGAAACAACAAGAACAUCAAUUUAAGAUAUCAAAGUUAACUGUAGAAAUAACGAAAACAAUGCAUGAACAAGAGAUAGCAAUAAACAAUCAAAAUUUUGUAGAAGCCGAGAAUUUGAAACAAAAAUUAAUAAAAUUGGAUGCCGAUUUAACAAAUCUCAAAAACAUCAACCUCGAACCUGCUCAACAAAUUGAGAAAAAAACCGAUGUCGCAACAAUAAUUAAAUGUUUGGAUAUAGCAGCUGCAGUUCUAAAGUGUCCGAAACUGGACAAACUUACACCGUGUUUGAAAUCGUUGAAAGAAGAUUUUAUUCAAGGAUUAUUGAUAGACAACAACGACAAUGUUCACACGAAAGCCCUUAAUUGUUAUGGACUUUGUUGUAUUAUUGAUAAAGAUACGGCUAUGUCGGGAAUCCACAUUUUUUCAACAGCGAUUUUUGCUUAUCAAAAUGGCGAUGAAUGUGAUACACAAACGUUACUUGUUUGUAUAUCAGCAGUAGUCGAUGUAUUGAGAAUAUACGGAACACAGUUAAUGGCUGCUCCAGAAAACGGGGAGUUAUCGGAAAGCAUGGAAGAGCGUCAACAAGCUGUUUUCGCCGGCGGUACAGCUCUCACAGACGUUUUACGAGGCCUUGUCGACUUGAUGGAUGAUGACCAAUAUGAUAUUCAAGAAAGGGCAGGACUUGGACUGUGUCAACUGGUCCUCAGCGGAAGAAUUAUUUCACCAUCUUUACUUUCUAGACUGGUUCUUAAGUGGUGUAAUCCUGCUACAGAUGAAUGUGUCAGGUUAAAACAAAUUAUAGGCUUUGCACUACAAAAAGUACCUCUGUUAAGUGAUUGGACAGAUGUAUUAAUAGAUGCAAUUCUCCUGACUAUCAAUGCCUUAUAUUCGGCUCCUAGAACCAGCCCUUUGGCGGAUGUCAAUGUGGAAAAUAUUGCGAAAUUCUUAUUAGCACUUUGUAAAAUAUCAAACAAAGUUGACUAUUUGCACUCAACGAUAGCUGUGAGAUUAGUCAAAGAAAUGACUGAAUAUCCGAAAAGCAAAAUGAAUACCAUCUAUUCAAAAAUAUUGCUUAUGCUUGACAUUCCAAAUGGUAAAACGAGAAUAGACGAAUUACUGGAUAAUUGUUAUAAUUUAGUUCAGAUACUUCCAGAAAAAUCGUCAGUCAAGAAUUUAACAAAAUUAACUGAUAAAUUGCUUUUAAAAACUCGAGAAUCGUCUUCAAAGAAUGAUGUAGAGAAAACACAAAACGAUACUGAAAUGCCAGAUGAAACAGUCGCUGAAGAAAAUGGUGGAGUUAUGCCAGAAAUUUGUAGCUUGGCCUAUGACCGAAUCGAAGAGGAAGUUUAGUUAUAGUGGAAAUUUUUACUUUAAUAAUUCUCUUUUUUUUAUAAUUGUAUUUUAAUUCAAAAGCUAUUUAAUUAUUUCAAUAAAAUAUUUAUGAUUAAAAAUUUAAUAAAUAUUAAUUUUAGAU
Messenger RNA from Psylliodes chrysocephalus, 2970 nucleotides. The record is from the annotation of a GenBank genome assembly. NCBI's taxonomy places the organism in Eukaryota, Metazoa, Arthropoda, Insecta, Coleoptera, Chrysomelidae.